Molecule: messenger RNA, 4089 nt
Organism: Xyrauchen texanus (razorback sucker)
Lineage: Eukaryota; Metazoa; Chordata; Actinopteri; Cypriniformes; Catostomidae
Gene: vps11
Product: VPS11 core subunit of CORVET and HOPS complexes
Exons: 16
Coding region: 10-2793 (927 amino acids)
Biological process (GO): endosome organization; intracellular protein transport; organelle fusion
Cellular component (GO): endosome; HOPS complex
Molecular function (GO): protein binding; protein-macromolecule adaptor activity
Source: RefSeq, a predicted model, not a curated record
GCCUGGACAAUGGCAGCAUUCUUGCAGUGGAGGCGAUUUGUGUUUUUCGAUAAAGAAACGGUCAAAGAUCCGAGUGAAAAUGGGAAGAAUUUCCAACUACCGAUGGGUAUAUCGGCCUCUGAUUCAGGCCGAGGACAUAUUGUGCUUGGAGAUUUGGAUGGACAGAUCUGGUUUCUGAGCCGCUCCCUGCAGCUUUCUAGCUUUCAAGCUUAUAAGAUGCGUGUGGCUCACCUGUACCAGCUGAAACAGCACAACAUCCUGGUGUCAGUGGGGCAAGAUGAGCCGGGCAUCAAUCCUCUGGUUAAAGUAUGGAACCUUGAUAAGAGGGACAGCGGCAGUCCCCUGUGUACCAGGAUAUUCCCUGCCAUACCUGGAAACAAACCCACUGAAGUGUCAUGUCUUAGUGUACACGAAAACCUAAAUUUCAUGGCCAUUGGUUUUACAGAUGGCAGUGUUGUGCUGACAAAGGGUGACAUCACCAGAGACAGACACAGCAAAACUAUCAGCCUCCAUGAGGGCAACUGUCCAAUCACAGGGCUGGCUUUCCGGCAGGCUGGCAAAGUCAUACACCUAUUUGUUGCUAUGUUGGAAAAAGUACAGUGUUACACGUUGUCAGUGAAAGAGUACCCUCGUAUACAACUGGACACACAUGGCUGCCCUCUCCACUGCUCGGCACUCACAGACCCCUCACAGGACUCACAGUUCAUAGUGGCUGGAGAUGACUGUGUGUAUUUGUACCAGCCGGAUGAGAGAGGACCCUGCUUUGCUUUCGAUGGGCACAAGCUUCUGGCUCAGUGGCACAGAGGAUACCUACUGCUGCUAACGCACAAUAACAAGUCACCUAGCAAAUCUGAUUAUGGUAGCAGAGAGACAUCCCCCACAGAAAAGCACAUCCUUACAAUUUACGACCUGGACAACAAGUUUAUAGCAUAUAGUGCCACAUUUGAUGAUGUUGUUGACGUUCUGGCAGAGUGGGGGUCUUUCUAUGUCCUAACGAGAGACAGAAAUGUGUAUAUGCUGCAAGAAAAGGACACACAGACCAAGUUAGAGAUGCUGUUUAAGAAGAACCUAUUUGUGAUGGCCAUUAACUUGGCUAAGAGUCAACACUUGGACAAUGAUGGUCUGUCGGAGAUAUUCAGACAGUAUGGAGACCAUCUCUACCACAAAGGAGAUCAUGAUGGAUCUAUACAACAGUAUAUUCGCACUAUUGGGAAGCUUGAGCCAUCGUAUGUAAUCCGAAAGUUUUUGGAUGCACAGAGGAUACAUAACUUGACAGCGUACUUACAGGCUCUCCAUAGGCAGUCACUGGCGAACGCUGACCACACUACUCUGCUGCUUAACUGCUACACCAAACUGAAGGACAGCUCCAAACUGGAGGAGUUCAUAAAGUGCAAAGAAGGUGAGGUGCAUUUCGAUGUCGAGAUUGCCAUCAAAGUGUUGCGCCAGGCUGGUUAUCACAGUCAUGCCGUGUUUCUGGCAGAGAGACACAUGCAUCAUGAAUGGUAUCUGAAGAUCCAGCUUGAUGAUUUGAAGAAUUAUCAGGAGGCUUUGCGCUACAUUGGAAGGUUGCCAUUUGAGCAGGCAGAGAGUAAUAUGAAGCGUUAUGGUAAAACUCUGAUGCACCACGUGCCUGAGAGCUCCACCAUCCUGCUAAAGCACCUUUGCACAGACUACCACCCCAGCAAAGACUCAACUGACAGGGACAGUGUGGACAGGAGUGCAGGGAACAAGGGUAAUCCAGAUGAGUUCAUUCCUGUCUUUGCCAAUAACCCACGAGAACUGCGAGCAUUCCUGGAACACAUGAUAGUGGUGGAUCCGUUCUCUCCUGAGGGAGUAUAUGACACUCUGCUAGAGCUCAGAUUGCAGGACUGGGCGCAUGAACAGGACACAGAGAAGAAGAAGGUCCUGCAGGAGGCAGCAUUGUCCCUGCUGAGGAGUGACACCACUGUGUUUGACAAGGCCCUGGUCCUCUGCCAGAUGCACAACUUCAAAGAAGGAGUGCUGUAUCUUUAUGAAAAGGGAAUGCUGUACCAGCAGAUCAUGCAUUACCACAUGCAGAACGAGGAAUAUGGAAAAGUUGUGGAGGCUUGUAAGUGCUAUGGGGACAAGGAAGUGUGUUUGUGGGAACAAGCACUGGGCUAUUUUGCCCGCAAAGAAGAAAACUGCAAGGCGUAUAUUAGCGAAGUCCUGCAGCACAUUGAUAAAAAUAACCUGAUGCCUCCACUUCUGGUGGUGCAGACCUUGGCCCAUAACUCCACAGCCUCACUGUCAGUCAUUAAAGACUAUUUAAUAAAUAAACUGGAGAGAGAGACACAACAGAUUGAGGAAGAUGAAAGGAAGAUUCGACAGUACAGAGACGAGACGGCCCACCUCCGUGCUGAGAUACAAGAACUAAAAUCCUGUGCAAAGAUUUUUCAGAAGACCAAGUGUAGUAUGUGUAACAGCCCACUAGAGUUACCAUCUGUGCACUUCCUGUGCGGCCACUCCUUUCACCAGCACUGCUUGGAGAGCUACGCUGAAAGUGAGGUGGAAUGCCCCACCUGCACCCCUGAGAACAGGAAGGUCAUGGAUAUGCUGCGUGCUCAAGAUCAGAAACGAGAUCUGCAUGACCAUUUUAACAGACAGUUAAAUAGUUCUAACGAUGGGUUCGCAGUCAUCGCUGACUAUUUUGGCCGGGGAGUGUUUAACAAACUCACUCUGAUAACGGAUCCUCCCGGAGGCAAGAGUGGAGCUGGGAAUCUGGAGGCUGAAUUCCAAAGAGAUCUGCUCAUAAACACCAAGAGGAAUGCUUGAGCUGGACUGCAAUCGAAAUUGAGCCGUUUAUUCAUUAAACUUCAUUACAAAUUAAGCAAUUUAUUAUUAAGCAGCCCUGAGCAAAGCUUAUCUGGGGUUAGAUUUCUGUCUCUACAGUGGUCUUGGUAUGAAUAUGUGGAAUACAUAAAGCUGAUCAAGAAACAGCUCUACACUAAUUUAACACCCUUUGAACAAAUCAACAUAAACUCUCUCUCCAAUUGAUGCUGAGGUCUAUACAGGCUGGAUAGUAGAGAGCAAGAUGGAAGCUCUUGUUGAAUGAUUUAAUGCAUCUAAUGAUUUAAUGUCUGCAAGAUCAGAUCAACAUAAGGAGGAAAUAGAGAUAACAUCAAGUAUCAAAAACAGGACCUUUGUAGAUGAAGAAGAUAAUGUGCAUGGACUUGCACUUUUACACUGUUCUUUACCCUUUCAAGCCUAUACUUAAACCUGCACAACUGUUUAGCAGCCCUUAAGGAGGUAUUUGUGAGAUUUUAAGUAAUGCAGCCCUUCAUUACUGUAGAUCUGUAACAUAGAAACAAUUUGCUCUCAAGUCAACAAUAAUCAAUGUCAAAUGCCUGUUAAAAUGAGUGUAAUUAAUAUAAACAAAACAAGAUUAUUGUUCACUAUAUUAUUAUUACACUUCUCAGAUGUUUGUUGAGAUUGUUCUUAAUUUGUCAUGUAUUUAUAAAAGACUGGCAAAUAUUUACUCAGUAUUUUAUUUUAAAUUUAUAUCAGUAUUUUACAGUAUAUGGCAAAGUGCUAAACGUGGGCAUGGAGAAAAUUUUGUAUAUGUGUGUAUAUGUCAUGCUAAACAUUGAGUACAAAUGCCACACUAUAUGAAAAUCCUUGAUGUGCAUUCAUAAUGAAAAUAUUUGAAGUCAGAAAUCAAAGACAAGAGCCUUGCUGACUGAGCAAAUUUGCCUUCAUUCAUAUAUACCUUCAAGAAACAGUUUCUAGUUUUCUAAAAAGAUAGUGUAGUUUAGAAUUGUCAUAAGCAAAGCUAAACAGCUGAGGUGGGAAGAAAAGUAUCUGAUAACCACAUCCUGUUCUCAAGAGCUGAUCCAUCAACUGCUGUGUGAGUUUGUUAAGCUCUGUCAAAGCUGGCAUUGGUUAUUGCUUUAAAAUAAUUUAUCUGAUUUUUAUGGCCUUUCUGCAACAGAUCAUAGAAAGAUGACAGCAAAUGAUGGGGAGAGGAAGAGGAAAAUAUGAGUCAGACUUCAACUUGCAUUGUAUGUGGAAAACAUGCUAACCAUUGAACGGAAUCUUCAAGAGUUUAUCCACCACUGAGAUGUCGGUGCU